Molecule: messenger RNA, 4247 nt
Organism: Pomacea canaliculata
Lineage: Eukaryota; Metazoa; Mollusca; Gastropoda; Architaenioglossa; Ampullariidae
Product: MAM and LDL-receptor class A domain-containing protein 1-like
Exons: 30
Coding region: 518-4075 (1185 amino acids)
Cellular component (GO): membrane
Molecular function (GO): protein binding
Source: RefSeq, a predicted model, not a curated record
UGGGAUCACUGAAUGUUUACCAGUCCUCAAACUCCAGCCAGAAGCUUAUCUUCAACCAGACAGGUCAUCAUGGUGAUGUGUGGCUUCAGGGAUCAGCUAACCUUACCUCUGCUAUACCUUACACUGUUAUCUUUGAAGGUGUUAAGGGAGCAAACUACACCAGUGACAUAGCCUUAGAUGACAUUUCUGUGUUAUUGGGUGCCUGUUCUCAACAGUCAACAAACACAGAUGCUGCCACUACACCAAUACCACCAUUGCUGCUGCUUGGUCUUGGCUGUGAUUUUGAGAUUGACUGCUGUCAGUGGACACAAGAUAUGACCGAUAAGCUAAAUUGGACACGACAGCAUGCUCAUCAUCAAUUUCCAGCGCAGGCCCCAGAUUUGACCACACACAAGGAGACAGUCAAGGGUACUUUGUAUACAUUGAACCCUCUCAGCAUGAUACCAAUGACUCAGCCCGCCUUCGCAGUCCCACAUUCAGCACCUCAGGACCAACAUGUGCAACUUUCUGGUAUCACAUGUAUGGCAUCAAAGUGAACCAGCUGAACUUGUAUCUUGGGAGCCCUGGACAACUGGGUAGCAGAAUCUGGACAAGGUCUGGCAGCCAGGGCUUCAUGUGGCUGUAUGCAGAGGUUGAAAUAGGAGCUGUUUCUUCUGCACAACUUGUAUUUGAAGCUGUUCAUGGCAAUGAUUAUGAGGGAGAUAUAGCAUUGGAUGACAUAAAUGUAUUGAAUGGGUCCUGUCCUGAAACACCAGCAUUUUGCGAUUUUGAAGAUAGGUAUGCUUGUGGAUUUGUGCAAGAUACUGAUGACAUGUUUGACUGGUCACUAAACUGUGGAUCAGUUCCAGCUUCAGCAUUGUGUCCUGCAGGAGAUCACACAUAUGGAACAGGACAAGGUCACUUCAUGUAUUUACAAACCAUUCCACAACAGACUGGUGAUGAAGCUCAUAUGCUGAGCAAGCCAUACAACCCGACCUAUGGUAGCUGCCUCUCUUUCUGGUAUUACAUGGAAGGGACUGAAGUAGGAAUUCUUUAUGUCUACAUGAGGCCUGAAGGACAUUCAUUACAAACCUCAACUCAGCUGUGGUCCUUGAGUGAGGACCAAGGUCCUUAUUGGCACUUUGCCACAGUCGAUAUUGAAAGUAUUGAAAGAUUCCAGUUGGAAUUUGUGGGAUACGUUGUGGGUAGCACCGAAAGCAGUAUUGCACUGGAUGAUAUCCUUGUGAUGCCUACAACCUGUCUUAAAUCAGCAGACUGUGAUUUUGAGCAGGGUGGUAUCUGCAGCUGGACUCAAAGUAAUAGAGAUGACUUUGAUUGGCUUGUAAACAGUGGGGAAAUGGGUUCUUUGGACUCUGGACCUGCAAGUGACCACACAACUGGUACACAAAGUGGUGAAUACAUCUAUCUUAAAACAAGCCAGUCAGGAGGUGCAGCAGCAUUGGUGUCUCAGAUAAUAUCAUUUAAUCCUGAUUUUUCCCAGUACUGCUUUACAUUUUGGUACUACAUGCCAGUAUCCCCAGCUGGCACUCUUUCUGUCACCUGGGUAGUUGCUUCAGCUGGUUUAGAUUCCACAAUUGGCAUGUAUCUCAGUGGCAGUCAGGGAAACAAAUGGAUUCAAGGCUUUAUGGAUAUUGAGGAAGACAUUUCUGCUUUCACUAUGGCAAUAAAUGGAACAGUAGGAAGUGACAGCCAUGAUGUCAUUGCGCUAGAUGACUUUAGACUUUAUCAUUACAAUUGCUCACAAGUUAAACAGAUGACUGGUGUUGCUCGUCAUUUCAUGUGCAAUGAUGCAGCCAACACAAUAGUUACACAGGAAAAAGUUUGCAAUUUUAUCAGAGACUGCCCUCCACCAUACUUGGAUGAAAUGAACUGUGGUGACUGUAGCUUCCAGAACGGUUACUGCCAGUGGACAAAAAACAGUAGUAGUAUUUGGCAGUGGAUGUUGGGCAGUGGCCAGUCUCAUCCUGGCCAUUCUGCUCCUAUGUAUGACCCCAAUGGCAGUCCUACAGACAGCUUCCUGUAUCUGACCAGAGAUGUUGGUACUCAGAGUGCAUUUUCUGACAUCUACAGUAUUGUCUUUGGUCCCUGCAGCUCCACAUGUCAAAUAUUGCUGUUCUUCUACAUUUCCGGGCAAGCUUCACAGGUAAGAGUCCUGUUAGAGCAGGGGGAAGAGAAAACAGUCCUAUGGGUAACUAAUGGACAAGAUACUGACAAGUGGAUGGAAGCCACCGUCUAUAUUUUACGUGUGCCAACUUUAUUCAGGAUACACAUUCAAGGAUACACUGAUCCUACUUCUCCAUUACAAAGCAUUGUAGCAGUAGACGAUGUUCAGUUCAUUAAUUGCAAUUUUCCAGCACCAGGUAAUUGUGACAACAGUCAAAGUCAGUUCCACUGCAAGAGCUCUGCCUGCAUCCCAAUGGCGGCUGUCUGUGACUUCACCGAUGACUGUGGUGAUGGCAGCGAUGAAGUGUCUUGUGACACUUAUCCAUCACGCACAGACUUUGAGCAGAGCCUUGGUAUCUGGUACAAUGACCAUUCAGGAUCAGACAACUUUGAUUGGACCCGUACACAUGGUUCAACCAGUACAACUGGAACUGGCCCUUCACGUGAUCACAGCAGAGGAACAUCAAAUGGUUACUAUGUGUACAUAGAAAGUUCUGUACCCAGGAAACCAAGUGAUAAAGCUUGGCUUGUGAGCAGUAAUGCCUUUAACCCGACAUUGGGAUCUACAUGUGUACUGCGUUUCUACUAUCACAUGUUUGGAGCAAACAUUGGUAGUCUUAACGUGUAUACCCGUUUGUCCCUUCUUGGAGACCUGAAGCAGAUUCUUUCUCUGACUGGAAAUUAUGGUGAUGCAUGGAUGCGCAAAGAUGUUACAUUUCAAGAGACUGAAUCAUUCCAGAUUGUCAUUGAAGGAGUCAUUGGAAAUGGUGACCAAGGUGACAUUGGCAUUGAUGAUAUCAGCAUGACACCUGUUUGUCAGGUGUCUACAGAUCCAUUCCCCACUGGCUCACCUCCUUUACCUACUCAGCCUGCUUCCUGUUCAGCAAAUCAGUUUGCUUGUGAUGGCAACCAUUGCAUCCCACAGACCCAAGUGUGUGACUUCCAGCAGCAAUGCAAUGAUGGCAGUGAUGAGCUCAUGUGUGGUGACUGCUCAUUUGAAAAUGACCUUUGUGGAUGGAGGGAUCAUAGCACAGGACAGUUUGCCUGGGUCAGGAAGUCUUCUAAUGACAGUGCAAUAACUGGUGGGCCUACUUCAGAUGCUGAUGGCUUGGUAGGAGGUGGACAGUAUAUGUUAGUUCAGCCCACUAUGGGUGUGACAAAGGACCGUGCCAGACUGAUGUCUCCUGUAUUCAAUGCUUCUGGUACCACGUGUCACCUGAGUUUUAAAUAUCACCUGUUUGGUGAUAGUGCAGGUAGCCUUAUGAUUCUUCUCCAGAAAGCAGUGGAUAUUGGCACGGACGUUGGCAUUUCUUUAUGGCACUACACAGGCAAUGCUGGCAACACUUGGCAUUUGCACUCUGUUGACAUAGGGCAGAUAGACUUUCCCUUUGUGGUUACAUUUGCUUCUUUGCCAGAUCCUGGGUUUGGUUCAUAUGAUGUGGCAAUUGACAGCAUUGACUUUGAGGAUUGCCAUCCUGGUCAGAUUCUUAAUAGCACAGCCUGUUAUUCUGGAUUCUGCAUGAAUGGUGGUCAUUGCUCAGUUGUGGCUGGUGUAGGACCAACUUGCAUCUGUGUCAGCAACUACACUGGGUUCAACUGCAGUACACCACCAGGUCUUAGGCAAUCAAACCAACAAGCCAGAAAUGAUAACUGGAAGACACCUGUGGGUGUGACUUUGGGACUCCUUGGUGUUGCAGCAACCCUAGGAACUGCUGUGUAUUUUAUCCGAAGAAACAGGAGAUCUGGCCUCAGAUUUUUAUUUGCGUUCCGCCGCUGGCAUUGGACUAGAAGAGGCAGAAGAGGCAGCAACAUAACUAAUCCUAUUUUUGGUGAUGGUGUAGUGGACACUGAUAAUGUGAUGCAAACUGCUGAAGACUCAGCUGACACUGCUAGUCAAGUUCCUCAAGAUUAAAGUAACUUUGUUGACCAGAUUCCCAAGUCUCAGACCAACAAACAGGAAUUAUAUCAUUUGGCACAGCUGUAUCAGUUUACUCCCCUCUACAUAGAUGCUUGAUAAUAUCUGUAUAAAUGUGACAGUGUUGCACUUGGAAAGAGAUGUUAAUAAAUAUUUAUGAGAAAACUGU